AUGAUGCUACCCCAGUGGCUGCUGCUGCUCCUUCUCCCCUCCUUUCUCUUCGUCCUCACCAGGGGUUCACUUUCUUCAACAAACAAGCUUUUGGACCUCAAGGAGUUUUGCCAUCGGAAUCAGGAUUGCAAGUCUGGGUGCUGCCGCCAGGCUCCAAAAACCUGCGAGGCGCACUGCACGGAGAAAGGGUCCGAGGGCAGCUCGUGUCAAGUGCAGGCAUACUUUGGCCAAUAUAGAGAGUGUCCCUGCCAGUGGAACCUGACUUGUGUAUAUCCUAAGAAUGAGAAAUGGCUUCGUAUCACCUAUGGCUUUUGUCAGAAAACUGAAGAGAAGACAUUGGCCCACAGAAUGUUCUUCUAG
Molecule: messenger RNA, 360 nt
Organism: Cebus imitator (Panamanian white-faced capuchin)
Lineage: Eukaryota; Metazoa; Chordata; Mammalia; Primates; Cebidae
Gene: CLPSL1
Product: colipase like 1
Exons: 3
Coding region: 1-360 (119 amino acids)
Biological process (GO): lipid catabolic process; digestion; response to food
Cellular component (GO): extracellular region
Molecular function (GO): enzyme activator activity
Source: RefSeq, a predicted model, not a curated record